AGCCCGCAAAAGCAUCUCAAAACCAGAGCUCAGAGAUUUGUGCGUGACAGUGAAGACGAUGAAUACUCUUUGUGUACUGAUGUUGGCAUUAGUGGGGAUCACAGGAGGCGCCUUCGUCACCAAGUCGGUGGCCUUUCCCCCAGCUCGCCCCUUGCUGACCAACAUGGAGAACCUCUGCACCCAGGGAGGGGGCCGCCCCCGCUACCCCGCUAAAAACUUCCCCGCCAGGGGCUACGCGCACCAGCGCCGCUGUGGCUCGGCCAUUAACCGCGUGGAGGCCUGGUACGGCAUGUGCUGCGCCGCGGGCACAGCGGAGGCCGACACUCUCUGCUGCGCCACACAAGCGUGGGAGUAUGCGCUGAACCAGUUCUGCCAGGAGGAGUUCAUGGUGAUGGACCUGCCUCAUCAGUGCUGCGAGGCGGAGAGCGAUGAGAAGAGGCUGGCCUGUUUCGCUGGAGAGGCCCAUAACCCCUCCUACCAGGGCAUACGCGGCUACAAGGCCCCCAGCGUCACUGUGGACCUCGCCUUCACCUGGGACCCCACCACCUGCUAGAGCCUGCGUAAAGGAAGCAGAGUCUCAGGCUGGCUGAUCAUCUUCAAGAGUUGUUGUCAGUAAUCGCUACUCCACCAAUAUUAACAGUAUAUGAAUGGAUACUUACACAUGCUACAAUGCAAUGCUUUUUAAAAAGAUGUCUCUAGUGCCAGACCGAGUGUGUUAACAAACGGCUUUGUGAAACCAUUGUGAAACUAUUCCCCGAUUACACACACAGACACAGAUACAGACACAGACACAGACACAGACACAGACACACACACACACACACACACACACACACACACACACACACACACACACACACACACACACACACACACACACACACACCAGAGAGAGAGAGAGAGAGAGAGAGAGAGAGAGAGAGAGAGAGAGAGAGAGAGAGAGAGAGAGAGAAAAAAAUAUGCCUGUGGCCUUGCUGUUUGCUCUGUUGAGUUCCAUGGAAGUAUGUCAUUUCACCGACCAUCAUAUUGCAGUUGCAGCAUUUUACACCGUCCAGAGACUCGCCACAGACAUCGCCGUGGAAGGAUUCUUUAAACAUCCAGAAACUGAUAUACUGUACGUGGUUACAUGGUUACAGUAAUACCAGAGAGAGUAGAGAGAGAGAGGUUCCAUUGGCCCAUUGUUUCCUGGUUCUAUUAUGGCCCCCCCUUAGGCACCCCUAGGCAGACCUAAGGACUGUUCUAUUCAUUGUAGGAGCAUUAUGACACGCCCCUUUAGGCAGACCGGAACCUGGUCGCGUUAAGUGCCCAUAGAAACCUAUUAUGUUGGCAUAUCUCUAUACUUAAAGAAUCUCUGGUAAUACACACUUACAGUACUGCUUUGGUCAGAGGUGGAACGUAACUAAGUAUACUAGUUACUGUACUUAAGUAUUUUUUUCUGGAAUUUGUACUUACUUGAGUAAAAAUAAAAAUGCAGACUUUUACUUCAA
This is a messenger RNA of Engraulis encrasicolus (European anchovy), 1487 nucleotides long. RefSeq names its product extracellular matrix protein 1-like. Bases 59 to 553 code for a protein of 164 amino acids. Gene Ontology annotation, cellular component: extracellular region. The record is from RefSeq and is a predicted model, not a curated record. Gene Ontology annotation, biological process: regulation of bone mineralization; signal transduction. The transcript is spliced from 4 exons. NCBI's taxonomy places the organism in Eukaryota, Metazoa, Chordata, Actinopteri, Clupeiformes, Engraulidae.